AUGGCUUCCAACCAGUCUGUUCAGUGUUUCGGAAAGAAGAAGACCGCCACCGCAGUUGCCCACUGCAAGGUACGAACUCCCUCGACAGGAAUCUCACAGAUUCACAACGAACCCCCGAGAACUCAAAUACUGAUUAGAAGGAUAGGCCGGAAGGGACUUGUUAAGGUCAACGGAAAGCCUUUGAACUUGGUUCAACCAGAGGUCUUGAGAUUCAAGGUCUACGAGCCCCUCUUGAUCGUCGGUCUCGACAGAUUCGCCGGUGUUGACAUCCGUGUCCGUGUUACCGGUGGUGGUCAAACCUCCCAAAUCUAUGCUAUCCGUCAAGCUAUCUCCAAGGCCAUCGUUGCCUACUACCAAAAGUUCGUCGAUGAGCACUCAAAGAACCAAUUGAAGCAAGCCCUCGUUACCUACGACAGAACCCUCUUGGUUGCCGAUAACAGACGUUGCGAGCCAAAGAAGUUCGGAGGUCCCGGUGCCAGAGCCAGAUACCAAAAAUCUUACCGUUAA
Messenger RNA from Botrytis sinoallii, 507 nucleotides. RefSeq lists its product as uncharacterized. Gene Ontology annotation, molecular function: RNA binding; structural constituent of ribosome. The transcript has 3 exons. The record is from RefSeq and is a predicted model, not a curated record. The coding region runs from base 1 to 507 and encodes 168 amino acids. Gene Ontology annotation, biological process: translation; maturation of SSU-rRNA from tricistronic rRNA transcript (SSU-rRNA, 5.8S rRNA, LSU-rRNA). NCBI's taxonomy places the organism in Eukaryota, Fungi, Ascomycota, Leotiomycetes, Helotiales, Sclerotiniaceae. Gene Ontology annotation, cellular component: cytosolic small ribosomal subunit; ribosome.